GCUGCUUGGUCUUCUUUGAUCCUGGCGGUGGGCGUGGCUCUGUCCGGGUUCCUGCAGGAGCUGCUGCCGCCAACACCUGGUGAAGAGGUGAUUACUGCUCCUUCAUUCAGACCAGAGGAGUCCAACUCUAACGGGGAGUCGGUGUUCUCCGGAGGCAGAGAGGAUGAAACAUGUAAAACCCGGAAGAGGAGUGGCGGUAAAUCAGUUUACUGAAGAGGCUCCUCCAUCUGGGAUGUCCAAGAACGGAUACUUUUUUCAAGAAAUGGAGCAGCGGGAGGCGGAGCUAGAGGAGGGCAGCGAGGGUCGAGAGGAGGGACAGGACCUGCCCAUCUCCUGCGGAGACGACAUCCAUCUUUACGACAACCAGAUCAGCCCCGGAACAGUACGUGAAGCUGAUGAACUUCGAGGAGGAGGUCCGGGCGCACCGGGACCUGGACGGCUUCCUGGCGAGGGCGAGCAUCCUGCUGGAUGAGACGGCCGCCUCCCUGGACGAUGUCCUGAAGAGGAUGCUGCACCACGUGGGUCAGGACAGCCACGUCUGUGAGCCCAGCUGCAACUUUGAGGAGGUGAUGAGCAUGCUGUUCACAGACGCAGGAGCCCAGGAGGUCAACGACAAGUCUCAAAGUUUCGUUUUCUUUGAUGACGUGCACCUGCUGUCGGAGACCAUCCAGGGCGUGACGGCCACGGCCACCGGGGUCCAGUACCAGCAGUCCUGGCUCUGCGUUCUUGUAAAGACUUCUUCAGAGCCGGCCGGGGCAUUUAUGAGGACCUGUGCCGCAGACUGCCUUUCUACACUUCUGACUUCACAGAUGGUAUAGUCGGCGGUAAUAAAACCCUGCUGAAGUACAUGACCACGGCCAUCUUCCUCUACAUCGCCAUCCUGCUUCCCGCCAUCGCUUUCGGCUCGCUCAACGACGAGAGCACGCGUGGUGAAAUCGAUGUUAGGAAGACCAUCAUUGGGCAGAGCAUCGGCGGCGUCAUCUACUCGCUGUUCGCCGGUUCUCCUUUAGUUAUCCCUCUGACCACAGCGCCACUCGCCAUCUUCAUCAGCGUGAUCCGAGGGAUUUGUGAUGACUACAACCUGGAUUUUCCAGCUUUCUACGCCUGCAUCGGUUUAUGGAACUGCCUCUUCCUCAUCCUGGGAGGAAUCUUCAACGUCAGCCUGGUGAUGAAGCUCUUUAAAAGGUCGACAGAGGAGGUCAUUGCUCUCUUUAUAUCCAUUGCAUUUGUAGUUGAUGCUGUGAAAGGCACAAUAAAAAUUUUUCAUAGGUACUAYCACUCAGCCACUCUGGCAAACAGAAGCACGGAGUAUUUUCCUCAGGCUGGAGAUCUGCUGGGAGGAAACAGAAGCGACGUGACGGUCGGGUCUGUGUUCGGAGCGUUCCCCGAGUCUCUCAUCCAGUGCACGAGGGAGAGGCCUGUCCUGUGCCUGCUGCUGAUGCUGGGCACGCUGUGGAUGGGCUACACUCUCUACCAGUUCAAACGAAGUCCCUUCCUGCAUGCCAAGGUGAGGGAGGUUCUGUCGGACUGCGCCCUGCCCAUCUCGGUGCUCCUCUUCUCCUUCAUCGGCUCCUACCUGUUCAGCGACAUCGAGCCAUCGUCCAGGUGAAGGAGACCCGUCUGACGUCUCUGGCUGCCAACAUCUUCAUCGGCGUGUCGGUUCUGCUGCUGCCCGUCCCGCUCCAGUGGAUCCCCAAACCGGUCCUGUACGGCCUCUUCCUCUACAUCGCCCUCACCUCCAUCGAUGGCAACCAGAUGUGUGACCGCAUGGCUCUCCUUUUGAAGGAGCAGACGUCUUACCCGCCCACCCACUACAUCCGUAAAGUGCCGCAGAGGAAGAUCCACUACUUCACCUUCCUGCAGAUGGUUCAGCUGCUGGUGCUCUGCACGUUCGGCAUGUACCCCAUACCCUACAUGAAGAUGAUCUUUCCUCUGGUCAUGGUCCUCCUGAUCCCCAUCAGGAACAACGUUCUUCCUCAUAUCAUUGAGGCCAAAUAUUUGGACAUCAUGGAUGCCCAACACAUGUAGCCAGAAGAACCGCAGCUCUGGAUCUUCAGAAAAAUAAAAAAGACACAUUUUUAAAUGAAGGAGUGCAGAAACUGGGACUGUUUGGGUUUUUGUAUCUGAGUUCCGUCCUGCGGGUGAAGUUCUGGAAACCCUGAGAGCUGGACUUCACGUUUGAUCACCCCCCCCCCCACACACACACACACACACACACACACUUCAGGACGUCCUGUCUGCGGCAUGUUUGUGUUGAAAACACCCAACAUCUUUGUGUUGCUGUAAGAAACAAAAAUCUUGACUUUUAGUUUUAAAACAUUUAAUUUAAACUGGACGGUUUCAAAGUCCUGAAGCUGAGUUUUCUGUUUGAACGUGUCCCUCCUGAGGGUCUUUAGGGGUCCCUCUGGUCCGUUCUGGUCUGCUGUAGACCAGGUGUCUGCUGGUUCUUGUUUUAGCUGAUAUUUUACUGACAGGUGUGUUUUAGACCUGGACUUUCAGGACUGCGGUCUUAGAUGGUUCAGGUUCAAGGAGAUGUGGAUCAGGGGGUGGGAUCCAGUCCUGGUCCUCGAGUAUGGCAUAAAUCUUGUGCCAGCAGGA
Molecule: messenger RNA, 2598 nt
Organism: Austrofundulus limnaeus
Lineage: Eukaryota; Metazoa; Chordata; Actinopteri; Cyprinodontiformes; Rivulidae
Gene: slc4a11
Product: solute carrier family 4 member 11
Biological process (GO): monoatomic ion homeostasis; monoatomic anion transport; transmembrane transport
Cellular component (GO): basolateral plasma membrane; plasma membrane
Molecular function (GO): solute:inorganic anion antiporter activity
Source: RefSeq, a predicted model, not a curated record